Messenger RNA from Branchiostoma belcheri (Belcher's lancelet), 1212 nucleotides. RefSeq lists its product as uncharacterized. The transcript is spliced from 4 exons. Gene Ontology annotation, molecular function: transmembrane transporter activity. Gene Ontology annotation, biological process: transmembrane transport. Lineage: Eukaryota; Metazoa; Chordata; Leptocardii; Amphioxiformes; Branchiostomatidae. Bases 51 to 488 code for a protein of 145 amino acids. The record is from RefSeq and is a predicted model, not a curated record.
CUAGUAAGCUGGUCGGACAGUGCAGAAUCACCAACGAUACAACCAAAAAUAUGAGAACACGGAUUCCGCCUAAUAUAUGGGUUGCCGUGAUUCUAAUCAACACCAUUGUAGUAUUGGGAAGUUCCACCGCUUUUACGGCAGUGAUGGUGAUGAUAGGCAACUCGGCUUUGCCGGCAUUUCGAGGGUCCACAAACGGAAUCGCCCAGUCCAUGGCGGCCCUGGCCCGUCUCCUGGGGCCUGUUGUCUUCGGUAACCUGUUUGCGUGGAGUACAGAUAACGGCCUGCCAUGGCCUCUGAGCUAUCACCUCUCCUUCAUCCUCGUUGUUCUCCUGAGUCUUCUGGCUGCUCUCCUCUCUACCCGGCUGCCGGACUCCAUCAACUGUAAGAGAGAGGAGGAGAUCGUGCUGCCUGAGGACACCCAGGACGGAGACCAAGGCUUCUACGAAGAAGGGGCAGAGGAUUAUUACGCGCAGCAAGCUCUACAUUAAUUCACUGUUACAUGUGUUAUCAACGUGUGAAGUUUAGGCAUUAUGUUUAUGGGUCGGUUCUGUUAAAUUUAAUUAGACACCAUCUCCUUCAGAAAGAAUAUGUGACAUACUAGCUGAUGACGUGUUACGCCAAGAGACGGUUAUACCGACUAUACUGUCUUACAGAUAAAAAAUUUAGAUUCCAUGCUUAAAGCGUUUGAAAUAUCCACCGAGGAGCUCAGCGCGUGAGUCUGGAGCUCGUAGCUAGAACCAGGACAGGAUACGAAACAACCAACCGUCUUCCGUCUGUGACAUCGCAUUUUGUCUCACAUAUAUCAGUAUGCAGUGUAAUAGGAUUGAUCCAAGAAUACUAUAUCAACCAGGGUAUAGCGUAUAGUGUACUCGUAGUUUGGUGACAUAUGAUGACAUAUGUAUAACAAUGCUGUGUAACUGUGGCAACAUACAUUGUAUUGGAGUUGUGUGACAAGCAUUGCCGUAGAUGACUAACAACUUAAGGGUCAAUGAAACUUCUUAAGUUCGGAAUCUUUGCCCAUAAAAUGAUAAGUAUCUAUGGGUAAGCUUACUCAUUGUUAUGCUGGGGUCACAUUUCCAAAACGGGGCCCGGCCGUGCAGUCUUAUGAAACGAAAAGUAUUACAUAAAAGACAACAAAGCACCAAAAAGUCGACAAAAUUAAUAAUUGGAACUCUUUGUGUAUAUUAUUGAUGUAAAUUAUUGAUUUUUCGU